Molecule: messenger RNA, 765 nt
Organism: Mytilus californianus (California mussel)
Lineage: Eukaryota; Metazoa; Mollusca; Bivalvia; Mytilida; Mytilidae
Product: apolipoprotein D-like
Exons: 4
Coding region: 28-600 (190 amino acids)
Molecular function (GO): pigment binding
Source: RefSeq, a predicted model, not a curated record
UCACGUUUGUUAAUACUUCUAAUCAAAAUGUUUACGGUGGCACUCUGUGUAUUAUGUUCCAUACUUAAUGUUGGUUUUACUCAUGCGCAGAUAGUUGGUGUAGGAAAAUGUCCUUCUGUGGUGGCACAAAAAGAACUCGACGUAAAAGAGUAUCUCGGGGAUUGGUAUGAAAUCUACAAAUUCAAAGCUAACUUUGAAGACGGACAAGAAUGCAUAAAAGCUAAUUAUUUACUUAAGGAGGACAAACACAUUCGAGUUCUUAACGAAGGAAAGACGCCGAAUGGAGAAACGAUUUCAAUAGUUGGUGAUGGAUAUGCACCCGAUGAGAAUGAACCAGCAAAGCUAUUGGUUAAAUUUUCUGAAGCUGCUCCAUAUGGAAAUUACUGGGUGGUUGACACAGACUACAAAACAUAUACUCUUAUUUAUUCCUGUUCGGAAUUAGUCGAUAUACAUUUUGAAUUCGCAUGGAUACUGGCAAGGGAGAAAUCAAUUACAGAAGAAAUAAAAAAUAAGCUUUUCCAAGAACUCGAAGAUUUCAAAGUCAACACUAAAAAUUUCUUGAAAACCGAUCAAACAGCAUCAUACUGUGAGACCAAGUGAAAAUGCAGAACGAGCGAAACACCAUAUCUGUGACUACAUGAAAGAACUAAAGAAAUAAUUACCAUCCAUAUUUUGCGAAUAAGGGAGAGGAUUUCAUCAGUUGAAAUACCUUGUGGGCUUUCUAUUUUGUAUCUCUAAACAAAUAAAAUAAUAUUAAAUAUUCAG